Messenger RNA from Dufourea novaeangliae, 766 nucleotides. Its product is annotated as mitochondrial fission regulator 2-like. Bases 170 to 766 code for a protein of 198 amino acids. The transcript has 5 exons. NCBI's taxonomy places the organism in Eukaryota, Metazoa, Arthropoda, Insecta, Hymenoptera, Halictidae. The record is from RefSeq and is a predicted model, not a curated record.
CUCACGUUGGCUGUGCGUCAAUGGUAAGGAAGCUAUUUUAAUUUCGAAUUUCGGACGACCCUGAUGUGCUCUAUCAGGUAUCAGGCGUACAGUAAUACAUUAGCAUUUCAUUUCAACAAUCGAGCUGAAAAAUCAAAGAUUUUUGAAGAGACGAUAAUUGAUUUCGAAGAUGUGUGAACCACCAAAAUACUAUGGGAAAAGAAGAAGUAUUGUCCGUAGAAUUGGUUCACUUUUACCUUUAAAACCUCCACCAAAAAUAUAUGUCAGUGUUACGUCUUUACAUUCAAUGACAAGUUCCAUGAUCAAUGAAGAAACCAGUAGUGAUUGUAAAGAUACAAAUGGAUUUGAACAAGCUAGGCUUUCUAAUAUAAGACCAGAUUUAUUGGAACCUAUUAGUUUUGGGUCAGAAGUUCGUUUGCUUGCUCUAGAGCAAGAACUUCAAGAGCUUAGGGAACAAAUUUCAGCGAUAGUUAAAAGUAACAAACAAUCUAGAUAUACAUCCACUGCAUCUUUAGCAAAUGGAACUGAUAGUGAAAAUAUAACACAGGUGCAACCACCACCACCACCACCAUUGCCACCACCUACAACUCCUCAUAUCGCCAGGAGAGCAAGUUUGCAAGACCACAAAGUUGAAGAACGUAAAAAAUUCCCAUUAAAUUCUCAGGCAUCUAUGGGUGAUAUUCUCAAAAAUAUUGACGGAAUUCAACAGAAUCCAGUUGCUAAAUCUCCAGGAGGACGUUCUGUUCGCAUAAAACGUCACAGUUAA